Messenger RNA from Microsporum canis CBS 113480, 1593 nucleotides. RefSeq names its product beta-lactamase family protein. The record is from RefSeq and is a predicted model, not a curated record. The coding region runs from base 1 to 1593 and encodes 530 amino acids. The transcript has 2 exons. NCBI's taxonomy places the organism in Eukaryota, Fungi, Ascomycota, Eurotiomycetes, Onygenales, Arthrodermataceae.
AUGGCAUUACAGGCAAACACAGAACUCCUCCGUUCUCCCCAACUCUCGGAUUAUAUCAAGAAGCUUAUUGACUCGCGUCAAAUUCCAGGCAUCUCUAUUGCGCUUGUACAGGAUGGGACUAUCGCAUCCGCAGCUUUCGGCAAGUCAUGCAUUAAUCCAUCAGCAAACCUUACCCCUGACACGCUUGUCGGCGUUGGCUCCGCUGGGAAGUCUCUCACAGCAACAGCAGUUGCACUCUUGGUUCGUGAUAACGAAAAUUACCCGCAAGUUCAAUUCGAUUCCGCCAUGUCAAGCCUGCUGCCUGAUGAUUUUGUUAUGUGUGGCGACAACCAUAAAGAUGUAACUGUUGAGGACAUACUUACCCAUCAGACCGGCAUCCCAGGCGCUUCGGUGCUAAACAUUCCCGGCAGGCAUGAUUUUUCAGUACUUGGACCCAAUGCAAAACAGCCUGACGAUCCACGGUCAGUAACGAGGAAUUUGCGAAAUUUAUCAACGGUGGCACCCAACCGCACCGAUUUUGUUUAUUCUAAUAUGAUGUACAUUGUGGCAUCCUAUCUCGUCGAGUAUAUAACCGGAAUGAGCUUCUCUGAUUUUCUCGAGAAGCACAUAUUCCAGCCACUCGGAAUGGACUCAACCAGCCUCCAACCAGAGCGCGCACAAGCUAAGGCAGCGGGCAAGGGCAUUUCCACUAGCUAUAUACGGGACAAAAGAACCAACAAGCUUAGAGAAGCUCCAUACGCCGACCACCCGGAAUUCCAAGGUGCCGGACAGAUCAUCACGACUACCAAUGACUAUGCUAAAUGGGUCAAAGCUAUGAUAAAUCGAGAGGGCCCAAUAACUGAGGAUGUCUAUGACGCGCUCACCGAGAGCAGAGUACAGGAGGUUCUAUGGGAUGAUGCAGAUUCAGAGAAUCCAACAUUCUAUUGCCUUGGGUGGCAGGUCCAAGACUACUCCGGCCAUAAAAUCGUCUCGCACGAUGGAGGGGAGGCUGGGUCUCUUUGUGUUGACUUUUUUCUCCCAGAGCUCAAUUUUGGAGGUUUUAUUUUCAGUAAUGCAAGUCAUGCGCACUCUGCCAUAAGCAUGAUAAAGUAUCAACUGAUAGACCAGAUAAUACGCAAACAACGACAUGGGAUUACGUCUGGCAUAGGCAUUAGCCUCCACUCUCUCUUUGAGUCAGAAUCGCAGUCAGACUCCGACUUUGACGACGAUUAUGACGAUGACAUAGUCUCAGAAAAGGACCUUAUACGCGAACUUUGCCCUGACAUGGCAGAAUCUCAGCCUCAGGCCCAGAAGCUUUCUCUCAACGCCUACGUAGGAGAUUAUUGGAACUCCGGUUAUCGAGGCAUUACAAUGGAGAAUGUGGAUGGUAGAAUUUUUGUCGACUGUAUGGAUCGCUCAACAGGAUUUACCCUUACAUUCAAACACAUAAAAGACCAGACAAAGUACAUUGCGUAUGUUAAUGAGAUAUACGGAAGUACUGAUUUCCCAAUAAAAGCAGAGUUCGUACUCGAAAACAACAGGGCAACCAGGGUAGGCCUGCAGCUGGAACCAAGGAUGGAAGAGUAUAUCUGGUUCGAAAGAAGGCAAUUCUAG